AUGGGGACCAGACUGCCCCUCUUCCUCUUCCUGACCCUCCUUGGCAGCUCACACGGAACAGGGCCAGGAAUGACUUUGCAACUGAAGCUGAAGGAUUCCUUUCUGGAAAAUCCCUCCUAUGAUUCCAGCUUCCUGGAGCUGCUCAAGAAGCUCUGCCUCCUCUUCCGCCUCCCGCCAGGGACCAGCCUCGCCCUGCACCAGGCAGGGCCCCCGCACCGGAUCAUGUGCGGAGCCUGA
This is a messenger RNA of Miniopterus natalensis, 237 nucleotides long. RefSeq names its product surfactant associated 2 (gene SFTA2). Lineage: Eukaryota; Metazoa; Chordata; Mammalia; Chiroptera; Miniopteridae. The record is from RefSeq and is a predicted model, not a curated record.